UUUCUGUCAUACUUCCUUGCUGGAACUGGCUUCAAUUAGUUAUAAUAAAUAAAGACAGAUGCUAACAACCAUAAUUUGUUAUGAAUUCUUCAGGAAUACUAUGGUCAUACUACUAGCUAAAAACCAAAAUCAAUCCUCUAGCCCCUCCCCAAAAAAAUCCACCUCAAGAGACUCCACACCAAACUAGGAAAGAAAUCUUAAGUGGGUCCUGUGGAACAGCAUUUACAGAACUUCUCUUCUCACUUACCAAAAUGGCCCUUGAAUUAACAGAAGGAUUAUUUGUUUAGGGUCCUCCCAAAAAGGAAAUGGAGUUCUGUAUAACUUUAUAUAAUGGAAAAUAUGUUGUCAUUUGUUACAGCCAAUGAAAUCAACAGAAGCAUUUGAGCAAAGUAGUACUUUUAAAAUGAAAAAAACAAACCAUUCGCUAUCAAAAGAAGAGAUUUUCACCAAUCCGAACUGAAAAACGUAAUUGAUUAUAUUUUAAAUACAUAUUGUAUCUUUAAGAAAUUUACUGAACACAAUGUUUAAUUCCUGUAAAUAUAUGCAAGUAGGAAGGGUCUGAGCACGAAGUUUAGGACAUUGUGUAACUCCUAAAGUUUCCUAAUUAACUUCCUCUUUUUUUGAGCAGAAACGUUUCUUGGACAAACACACAAAGAAAUGGCACCUUUCAAUAAAUGCAAGGUCGUGCUAGUGUUGGAAUUCAACUGGAUUCUAUACUGUGUUGGUCAUGCUGUAGACACCUGCAAAGUUACCAUAAGCCAACACCCAUUUAAGGAAGUAGACCACAGUGUCAACACUGUGAACAUAACAUGCAGUUUCUCUGUUUCCGGAUGUAAAGGCUCUCCUCAAAUGCUAUGGUUUCGCUAUCGUGAUUUUACACAUGAGGCUUUGUGUACACCUGAAUGCGUAGAGAAGUUCAAAGUGAUUGGAUCACUGUCUGAUAACAGUGCUUUACUUCAAAUUAACAAACUGACCGUAAACGACAGUGCCAUUUAUAUCUGUGGAAUAGCAUUUUCAAAUUCAAAUUCACACACAUCUAAGCAAACCGGGGGAGGAACAAUAUUGGUAAAAAGAGGGUCUGAGAAGUACAGCACCGAAGAAUACAUCCCCAUGAUAAUCCUCUCAUCUUUGCUGUUUCUCUACAGCACUACCAUAUUUGCAAUCUUUAUAUUCUACAAGUCAAAAUCCAAACUGGUAAAGAAAACCAGGAAAGGAGACGAAAAAGGAGAGAAUCAUAAAAACAUGAGUGGGCAAACAGUUUGUCGAGCAAUUGUACAAGAACUGUACAAGAAGAGAUAUGCUCAAGACCAUCAUCAGCCUGAGUGUUUGGAACCAGAUGACACCAUCUAUCAAAACAGAUGAUAAAAUUCGAAGUAUACCACAUACUCAAGAUCCUUUAUGUGAAAUACAACUGAACAUGUCUGAGACUUCAAAAAUUAAUUUUCUGAAAGAGUCUUAUCUUGGUAAACACGAUGAAUCCUCAUUGAGCAGUGCUUUUUUUAAAGUGUUUUGCAUAUAGAUUAUCAAACACAAAUGACAGUAUUCCAGCUAAAGUGUGAAUAUUAACAUUACCAAACUCUCUCCCUCUGAAAAAUAAAAAUAUUGGAAAAGGACUUUAUUUUCCAUUGAAGCGCUACUAAUACUUCAUGGAAAUUUUCAUAUUUAGGGUUAGUUCUACAUAUACAGUAUUUUUUUUUAAUUUCUUUUGUGAAUUUAAUGCCUCUGAAAGCUUUGUGAUAGGCAGAUAAAGAAAAUGAAGCCUUGAAGUCAAAUUCUAUUCUCAGUUACUUACAUUGGUGUAAAUCAGCUAUAACUACCACUGAUGUCAAUAGUAACUCAGGAUUUACACCAGAGUAAGAGCAGAAUCUGGCUGGCUGUACAUAGAACAGGUACAAAAAAUAGGCAAUAUAAAAGCAUACACACUAAUGCAGUGUCAAAGCUGAUCCAGAGGGACCAUAUCAUGGGUUAGGAAGGUAGCUUAGUCUACAUGUCAAUCCAAGGACUGCUCUUUUUCAAUGUUUAUAUUUAUCUGUGUUAUGCAGACAAUAUCCCCAAGUGCUAGCCAGAAGCAGUUCCUCAUUCCCCAUUAGAAUGACACCCAGUCUCUACACGGGCAAGGAGGGGGUUCCAUAAAUCCUCUCCUCCUUCCCUUUGUGCAUCUGCACAGAGCUGGGCACAACUGAGCCUGCUGGACUACAGUCAAACUUCACCAGUUCUCACUUAGUUAAUCUGCGCACCUCACGAGUCUUACAAGAUACCUGUUGGUCUCACCCAUCCUCUCAGCAAAGAGUUGUGUCCAGCAGUGAGGCAUCAUCUACCAUUUUGCAACUUAAGAACACUGGAACUACCAGACUGGAGCAAAGCAGAGAUCUAUCUAGUCCAGUGUUGCCUACAUAGUCAAGUACUAAAUAUUUCAGAAGAAAAUUGCACAAAAAUCCACAUUACACAAUGGACAAAUAUAGAACAACAUGUCUAAUAAACUUCCUUCCUAAUCCCAAGCAAUUAAUGGCUAGCUGCUUCUCUCUUCAAACAUGGUAUCUUAUACAUUUUUAUUCUAGUACCUACAGUUAUUCUUAUUUGUAUAAAUAUCAAAUCCUUUUUUAAACCCUAAGCUUUUUGCCUCAAUGAUAUCACACAGCAGUAAGUUUCACAGAUUAAUUAGAUUAUAAAGCAUUUCUUUAUAUCAUAUCAGAAGGGUAGCCGUGUUAGUCUGGAUCUGCAAACGCAGCAGAGUCCCGUGGCACGUUAUAGACUAACAGACAUAUUGGAGCAUGAGCCCACAAAAGCUCAUGCUCCAAUACGUCUGUUAGUCUAUAAGGUGCCACAGGACUCUUUGCUGCUUUCUUUAUAUUAAACACUCAUUACAGAAUACUUACUAGUGCAGUAUAAAUAUAAAGUACAAAUGGACAGAGUAUGUUUUGUAAUGCAGUAUGGUUAAAUUAUUAGUAAGAUUUCUGCUUGCCAAUUCAUAAAAUUUGAAACUCCACAAUAACAUUGUGUUAGGGUGAAUUAAUGAAGUUUUACUGUACAUUGGAAAAUAAAAACAAAAAGGUGUAUUUCUCUCAAACUCUUUGGUAAUAACUUGUGAAUAAGCUACUUCGGACUCUAGAUGUCAUUGUAAUUCCAGAAACAGUUGAAAGAGUAAAGUAACAUUUCUUUUGUUCAAAGUUUUACGAGAACAUUUGUAUCAGUCAUUUAAAGAAAUUAAGAACAAGGAAACAGAAGCAGUGUCAAGCACAGCAGAGUAUAAUUAUCAUUAACAGUAUAGUUAAAAUUGUUCUAUUUUCAGGCUCUAAUCCUGCAAUUGGAUC
Gopherus flavomarginatus (Mexican gopher tortoise) is the source of this 3311-nucleotide messenger RNA. It is a transcript of the gene IGSF6, whose product is annotated as immunoglobulin superfamily member 6. The transcript has 6 exons. NCBI's taxonomy places the organism in Eukaryota, Metazoa, Chordata, Testudines, Testudinidae. The record is from RefSeq and is a predicted model, not a curated record. The coding region runs from base 658 to 1362 and encodes 234 amino acids.